GAAAGCUCCACCCGGACUCCAGUGCAGAGUACUGAGCUGGGUCAGGCCUUUGUCCCACGCUUGUAGACAGAGGAGGGCACUGAGAAGCGAGUGUCCCUACUGAGUACCCAAUACCCCCGAAGGAGGCUCCGAAAAGUGGCCUGUCAGGAAUCACCUCUACUGGGACAGCAGUAAAGGCCGCGAGACAGAAAGCCAGGGACCACGGACAGCCCACCUGGUGGUGGCAGCAGCUUCUGUCUCUUGCCUCUGUGGGCAGACUUGGCGGUGCCGGUGCCAUGGUGGUGCUGCACAGCACCAACACGGGGAGCGAUGGGGUAUGUGUGCCGUUGGAGCCCUUCCUGCACCAGGUUGGUGGCCACCUGAGCAUGCUGCAGUACGAUGCACACACAGUCUGCAAGCCCCUUAACUCCCAAGAGCAGAAGUUCUACGAGUCCCUGCCCCUGGCCAUGAGGUGUUUCACCCCGCAGUACAAAGGUACCAUUACGGUGCACCUCCGGAGAGACAGCAGAGGCCAUCUUGGCCUGGUCGCCAACCCACUGAAGGAGAACUUGGAGCCUCUCCAGGUCUCCCCAGAUUCCAGAGCCGUAGCCAUCUGGCAGACACUUCAGCAGCCAGCCAGCAAUGGGAGCAGCCCCCGUCCCCUGGCUCAGCUGGCACACUCACUUAAGGAAAGCACAGCCAAGGUGCUUCUGAGCUCUGACUGCCACCUCAGUACGCAGGCCUCCCCACAGGAGGAAAGUGCGGAUGGAAGCCAGGUGGAAAGAAGGGGCUUUAACCCUUGGGGACUGCACUGUCACCAAGCCCACCUGACCCGCCUGUGUUCUGAGUACCCAGAGGACAAACGGCACCGGUUCUUGCUCCUGGAAAACGUGGUAUCACAAUACAAGCAGCCCUGCAUCCUGGAUCUAAAGAUGGGGACCCGGCAGCAUGGGGAUGACGCGUCGGAGGAGAAGAAGGCCCGUCACAUGAAGAAGUGUGCGCAGAGUACUUCAGCCUGCCUGGGCGUGCGCAUCUGUGGCAUGCAGGUUUAUCAAACUGCUAAGAAGAGUUUUCUCUGCAAAGACAAAUACUACGGAAGGAAACUCUCGGAGGAGGGGUUCAGGCAAGCCCUUUCCCAGUUCCUCCAUGAUGGAACCCGCCUACGCACAGAGCUCCUGGAGCCCAUCCUUCGCAGGCUGCAGGCUCUGCUCACGGUCAUCCGGAGCCAGAGUUCCUACCGCUUCUACUCCAGCUCCCUCCUCAUAAUCUACGACGGACAGGAGACCACUCAAGGCAGCCCGUCCGGUGCCCCUGCCAAAGUUGAUGUCCGAAUGAUUGACUUCGCUCACGCGACGUACAAGGGUUCCUGGAAUGAGCACACCACCCACGAGGGACCAGAUCCUGGCUAUAUUUUUGGCCUUGAAAACCUCAUCGGGAUUCUUCAGGAUCUCCAAGAGGGAGAAUGAAGGUUCUUGGAACUUCCUGGAAUCUUCUGGGCUACAGAUAUUGCAAAGGGACCUAAGCUAGAGUAGCCUAACUCCAUCCCUUGUAGGUGUCUUUGUAAUGACCAUAUCUACCUUCUGUGCAUCUCUGUGCAUGGCAAACAGCGUUGGCAGUUGCCACAGGAAUCUGCUCCGCAGGCAUCCGCCCCUCACCGGGCAUCUUCUGCAGUGCAGCUCCUCUUGGAGCAGACAGUAGAGGUGCCACCAUCAUCAGCGCACAGGACGGGGUAGCCUGGGUCAGAGGCCAGCACUGCAGCAAUGCAGGGUGCCUGCAUUCCAGAAUGCUUGCUUUUCCGUUGCCGUGCUGCAGUCCCCAACAGCCAGGAGGGAGAGAAAAAAACCAAACCAAUCUCCUGGAAGAAGUCUUGAGGGAAAUUCUGCUUGUGGGGCUCGGCCACGCCACAGGCAGGCACAGCUGAUGCCUCCCACCUCCUACAAAGAGAUAUAGGUGGGACAGGAGUAAGUGAGCCCAUUAGUCCAUCCUGCCUGCCUUGGACUCAGGUUCUGAAUGGACAAGAGCACUGGCCGGGGUGUGGUGGGGUAGCUCAGUAGGAGGCUGAAGCUUGCGUGCAGGAGCCCCUGGGCUCCAAACAAGAAUAACAGUGAUAACGAAUGGGUGAACAAGGAUAGGCCCAGGCAGACCCUGAUACCCCCCCCCCCGCAUGUGAGGGGAGGAGCCCAGACAGACUUCUGGGGGGCAUGAGGGGAGGUGUCCCCACAGACUUCUGGGGGCAUGGAAUGAGCAAGUCUGCCACACUGUGAUCACAGGAUGAGCCUGACCUGGAAACGCAGCUUCCAGUGGAGGCAGAGUACACCAACAGAGGAGCCAAUAGCCUGGAUUCCCCAUUUCUAUUUAUUUAUUUUGGGUGUGGGUAGGGGGAACCCAGAGCGAUGUUUACAAGAGCAGCGCAAGCGAGGAAACCAGAGCAAACAGGUCCAACGACAACGUCCUUCUUCUGCAGCAUUGAAACUUACUACAAUGCCCUGGAGCCCGCCGCAAUGCUAUGCUCCCCAAUUAAGGAAAUCAAUUUGUUAAUAAAAUUGCUGAGGUCACCAGUGAUUAUUGGUGUGCCUAAUACCCUUUCUGUUCA
Messenger RNA from Microtus oregoni (creeping vole), 2572 nucleotides. RefSeq names its product inositol hexakisphosphate kinase 3 (gene Ip6k3). Gene Ontology annotation, cellular component: nucleus; cytoplasm. The record is from RefSeq and is a predicted model, not a curated record. Gene Ontology annotation, biological process: inositol phosphate biosynthetic process; phosphatidylinositol phosphate biosynthetic process. The transcript is spliced from 6 exons. Lineage: Eukaryota; Metazoa; Chordata; Mammalia; Rodentia; Cricetidae. Gene Ontology annotation, molecular function: inositol hexakisphosphate kinase activity. The coding region runs from base 276 to 1445 and encodes 389 amino acids.